Molecule: messenger RNA, 4194 nt
Organism: Oryzias latipes (Japanese medaka)
Lineage: Eukaryota; Metazoa; Chordata; Actinopteri; Beloniformes; Adrianichthyidae
Gene: evx2
Product: even-skipped homeobox 2
Biological process (GO): regulation of transcription by RNA polymerase II
Cellular component (GO): nucleus
Molecular function (GO): RNA polymerase II cis-regulatory region sequence-specific DNA binding; DNA-binding transcription factor activity, RNA polymerase II-specific
Source: RefSeq, a predicted model, not a curated record
GUACCGUAUUUAAUGCCUCAUUUUAUCUUAUAAAUGGAAAAAAAAUGUAUAUUUGCAUCAAACUGAUCUUUUAAAUGUGAAACAGACUGCGUGUUUGUUUGCAGAUAAGAAAUGUUGAUCAUACUUUUAGCUUAAAAAAGCAGAUUUGAUCAUGCAGACAAAGUAAAAGGGGUAAAAACUCUCAAAGGUCAGUACAGAGACCAGUCAAGAGGUUAAACAAUCUGCCACCUGUGUCCUCUCACUUCUCACAACUAUUAUUGACGCCUGCAGGGGGCGCCAGAGGACGUGCAGAGGACAUAGACGGAGCUUCUGUGGUCAUCUCACGUCAAGAAAAUAUCAGUACGUGGAUGGAUCUUAUCGUCACAUAGCAAGUAUGCUGAAGACAGCCACUGUAAUCUGUUGACAAAAAUGUUUUAAGUUUAUGUUUAUUUUAAUAAAAAAAAAAAUAUGCUGCAAAACGUUGUCUUAUGAAAAGUCCUAAAAGAUCUUUAAAAGUAAUUUAAAAUGUGGAUAUAGAUUUAGAAGAACAAUAAAGAUGAUUAAAACAAAUAAGAAAAACAAAAAGAAUUGAUUCUAUUAAAUUCAAAUGUAUUUUAAGAGCUAUUAAAUCCUGAACAUUACUAAAAUAUUUAUUUAUCACAUGAAUUGCAGACCUGUAAACUGUUUUUUUGUCUCAUACAAUCGGUAAAGACAUUUAUUUUUUUCGUAUAUAAAUUGUGACAUGUCUUGUGUUUAUUGUUUUCAAACAACCUUUCAAGAUUUACUUGAAAGAGAAACAUAAUAAAAUAUAAAAACAAUAACAGAAGAAGAAUGUAGUUUUUCCCUCAAAGUGUUUGAUCUAAAUCUUGGAGCGCGUGAGCUGCGGAAAUUUGACAGAAAUGUGCAUAAAGAUAAGAAGAAGGAAAAACUAAAAAAUAAAAGCAUAACGAUUAGAGAGAAAGGGGGAGGGCAGAGGGAAGAGGCAAACAAAAGAGAAUCAAAGCAUGAUAAUAUUCCUAAAUGAAGAGGGAAAUGCUGCCGCGCUCGUUUUAUUAAUCAGACUGUCAAUUUCGCCCAUGAGGCCAAACCCAAGAGCAAUCUAAAACAGACUCAGAUAUCAACUCAGGGACGAGCAGCGCGCUCCUCACUCCUCUCCUCCUCUCCACUUGGAUAAUAUUCGUCUGACCGAAGGCCGCCUCCAUCAUCAAGUGACAGCCCUCUCCUAUUUAUUUGCUUAUAAACCUGUUACAAUAAAUGAUCAUUGGAGCAACGUCAGCCUGCGUUUUACCAGCGAAGCGCCGGCACUUUUGAUGAAUGCUGCUGUGGGGAUGAUGCUGGGCACCUUUUUGAGCUCGUCGAUUGCAUUCAGAUUCUUUCAUUUUUUUGCGCGCUGCUUAUAAAAAGACAGUUAUUUAGAAUCAGUUGCUGAGUUGCAUGCGGAUUUAACUCUGACACAACUCCAGCUUCACCGGACAAGCGCUGCGUGUCCUCCCCCUCCCUCUUUCUCUCUCUUUUUUUUCUUUUUUCUUGAUGAUGGAGAGGAUAAGAAAAGAGAUGAUAUUGAUGGAGAGGGGUCUGCACAGUCCUGUCGCGGGGAAGAGGCUCGCAGACGUGCCGGGAAAUUCCGUCCUGGAGGCCCUGGAAAACUCUCAGCAUGGCGGACGACUGAGCCCGAGAAUAACUUCGGCUUCUCUGCACGGAAAUCUUGGGGACAUCCCGACUAAAAGCAAAUUUGAAAUUGACAGCCUUUUUGGCACACACCAUAACAGCGAGAACAGCGCGUCGGUGGAGAUCUCCUCGUCGGAAAGCAGGAAGAAAAUGAGCCUUUACUCCGAAGUUUCGCAAGAAUCCGACAUUAACAGCGAUGUGGAGGUGGGAUGCCCUGCGCAUCGCUCCCCCAGCCAGCACAAGGAAAACAACAAAGGUUUUUCAGACAGUAACUCUGCGUCGUCCAACACGAGCUCAAACUCCCUCCAGAGCAUGAACGGCUCCACGGGGGGAUCAAACAAUUCAAACAGCGACCAGGUCAGGAGGUAUCGGACUGCUUUCACCCGAGAACAAAUAGGCAGACUGGAAAAGGAGUUUUACCGGGAGAAUUACGUAUCGAGGCCGAGGAGGUGUGAACUGGCCGCUGCGCUAAACCUGCCCGAAACGACGAUUAAGGUGUGGUUCCAGAACAGGCGGAUGAAGGACAAACGGCAGCGCUUGGCCAUGUCUUGGCCCCAUCCGGCAGACCCCAGCUUCUACACCUACAUGAUGACGCACGCUGCAGCCACAGGAAGUCUGCCUUAUCCUUUCCACUCGCACAUGCCUCUACAUUACUACCCUCACGUCGGUGUCACGGCAGCAGCAGCGGCCGCCGCAGCCUCCGGCGCAGCCUCGUCACCUUUCGCCACUUCCAUCCGCCCCCUCGACACCUUCAGAGCGCUGUCCCAUCCAUACUCCCGACCAGAGCUCCUGUGCAGCUUCAGACACCCGGGACUGUACCAGUCACCAGCUGGCCUCAACAGCUCCGCGGCGGCAUCUGCGGCAGCGGCGGCUGCAGCGGCGGCGGCGGCGGUUAGCGCGCCGUCGGCCACGGGGCCCUGCUCCUGCCUGAGCUGCCACAGCAGCCAGGCGACGAGCGCGCUGGGCUCCAGGAGCGCAAGCGCUGACUUUACGUGCACAGCCUCCGCGCAAAGAUCCGAGAGUGGAUUUCUGCCGUACUCUGCUGCGGUUCUCAGCAAGACCUCAGUCCCAUCACCAGACCAACGGGAGGAAACUUCACUUAACAGAUAGGCCAAACCUUACAAAUACUAGCCAACACGACCAUUUCAUAUUUUUCUUAUGGGCCUAUUUUGAAAACAAUGCGUCCGGGUAAAGCAUUACAACCUAUUUUACUUUUUGCAACUUUCAAAUUUUUUUAUAAAUGCCCCCCUCCCACUCCCCUCGUUGUACAAAUAGACCCACUGUAAUUCAUUCUGACCCCAUGCCUCAAAAUUGUCAUUUCAAAUGAAUGCGUAAAAACGCACAAAUGAACUGUUUCAUUCAAAUUUAAACUAUCCAACGGCAUUCCUCUGUAAAGCACAAACAUGGUCUAAUUUUGCUAUCAACAUUAGACAGAAAUGUCCACUUUUCGUUCAGCAGCAUAUCUUUCUUCACUAAGUCUAAUAAACUGAGGUUUUUUUGGCAGCAAUAGCUUCUCCAGCACCCACUCUCUGCUCUGUGGGGACACCCCUAACCAGCAAGAAGGUGCAUAUAAUUUUGCGCUGUGUCUUUUUUUCUGACAAUUUUUAUGUUAAUAAUGAGAGGAUCAUGACAAAAAUUGCCAAUCAUGUACCUAGAUGGAGCUUCUUUGAAUACAUGACUGUAAGAAAGUUCCUCGUUUUGAGACCCGCUGUCAAGUGCUAACAACCCGCGGAGGGAAGUCAUUAGACAUACAAAAGACCUGGAACAAAGCGACAGUCCUGGCGCACAGAACGCACGCUGUAACCAUACUGUCUGACACUUGGAGGGUUUCAGGCACGAACGAAUCCUUCGGAGAGGCCCGAAAUAUUUUUAUUCUGAUAAUGGGGAUUAUUUCGGCACACACAGCAGCCUUCGUUUGGUGAACCUCUUUAUAUCAAUCUGGAUUUUUUCGCAGGUCUGUAGUCCCUGAAGGCGAAAGUUCAGCCUGACUUUACCGUCUGUCUGCGCCUGUAAAAAUGGCAAUGUGUGUUUUCUGAUGGGAUUUCACCAGAAGGCAUGCACAAUUAAAAUAUAAAAUAUUUUGGAAAUACGACCCUGUUUACCCGGGUUUCAUCAAUUGAAAACGCAGCAACUGUAAAUGGGCAAUUUUUCAAAUAUUUAUUUUCCUUUCUUUUUUGUGACUUGCUGAAUGUUUUUAUGCGUAAACACUGGAUUCACGCUAAAAGAGCCUAUCAAAUCGGCUUGUAAAUUUACCAAGAUUUCCCAACAGGUUUUUUUCUUAUUAUUAAAAUAAAAAAAUCUAAAAAAUUAAGGAUUUUUUUAAGGUUUACACUGAAGAGGCUUAAAAAGGCUAACAAACGGCCACUGAAAUUAAACGCCUUUUCCCCUUAGGUCUAUGUUUUAACUCUAUAUCUCUGUAUUAAAAAAUAUCCGUGGCUGUAUGAAUUUAAAUAAUUUAACUUGGAAAAAAAUGUGCAAUAUGAAAUGUAAAUCAUGUUAUUUAUUGAUCGUGUUUGUUCUUGGAAAAUAAAUAAAAAAAUGUCUUUA